Molecule: messenger RNA, 1173 nt
Organism: Mesitornis unicolor (brown roatelo)
Lineage: Eukaryota; Metazoa; Chordata; Aves; Mesitornithiformes; Mesitornithidae
Gene: HSD17B2
Product: hydroxysteroid (17-beta) dehydrogenase 2
Exons: 5
Coding region: 1-1173 (390 amino acids)
Molecular function (GO): oxidoreductase activity
Source: RefSeq, a predicted model, not a curated record
AUGGAUGCUCUUGUGGAUAGUCCCCUUGGAUGGCUCUCUGUGGGUAUCACCCUGCUUUUUGGGGCAAUUGUGCUCUACGUGGCCGACAGAAGCCUGAUGGGGAAAGUAAACGUGCUGCUCUGGAGCCUCCUGCUCACCUUGCUGGGGCUGCUGUGCGUGGCCACGCUGGGUGCUGGCGGGGGGCUGGGGGUGUUCUGUGUUGGGAGCCUCGUCUCCUCCGUGUUCCUGGGUGGCAGGGCGCUGCUGCCUGUGGGUGACAAAGCCGUGCUCAUCACAGGAAGUGACACUGGGAUUGGACAUGCACUGGCUAAACACCUGGAUAACUUGGGUUUUGUUGUAUUUGCUGGGGUUUUGAAUAAAGAUGGACCUGGACCUGAAGAACUGAGGCGGACCUGUUCUCAGAGACUCUCUGUCCUGCAGCUGGAUAUAACCAAUGCCACCCAAGUCAAGGAAGCCUAUCUAAAAGUCUCAGAGAAGGUGCAAAAUACAGGGCUCUGGGGCGUUGUGAACAAUGCGGGCAUCCUGGGCUUCCCCGCUGACGGUGAGCUGCUCCCCAUGGGCAUGUACAGGCAGUGCAUGGAGGUCAAUUUCUUUGGGGCUGUAGAGGUGUCCAAGACCUUCUUACCAUUACUUCGGAAAUGCCGGGGGAGGCUGGUUAACGUGUGCAGCAUGGCAGGAGGCAUUCCACUACAGAGGUUGGCUGCAUACGGUGCAUCAAAAGCAGCUCUGUCCAUGUUUUCUGGAGUAAUGAGGCAAGAGCUUUCCAAAUGGGGAAUUAAAGUGGCUGCAAUUCAUCCAUCAGGCUUCCGAACAGGUAUACUGGGCACACCUGAGCUAUGGGAUAAGCAAGAAAAAGAGCUGAUGGAGAACCUCCCGGCAGACACAAGGCAAGACUAUGGUGAGGACUACCUCCUGGGGCUGAAGAGCAACUUCCCGAUCAUGUCUGCCCUCUGUGACGCCAACCUGUCUCCUGUGCUGGCUGCCAUCCUGCACGCGUUGCUGGCCAAGAGACCACACGGCCUGUACACCCCCGGCAAGAGGUCUUAUCUGCUCCUCUGCAUCUUCUGCUACUUUCCCCUCUGGUUUUAUGACUUUUUUAUUAGUAAGAUGCCAAGUAGUGACUCUGUCCCAAGGGCACUGAGAACGUCAGAAGCUGAAAACAAGAAUCUUUAA